Orbicella faveolata is the source of this 1264-nucleotide messenger RNA. RefSeq names its product calumenin-A-like. The record is from RefSeq and is a predicted model, not a curated record. Gene Ontology annotation, cellular component: endoplasmic reticulum. Gene Ontology annotation, molecular function: calcium ion binding. NCBI's taxonomy places the organism in Eukaryota, Metazoa, Cnidaria, Anthozoa, Scleractinia, Merulinidae.
GUUUUUUUGUUUGGCCCUAUCAUUUCCUUCAUAGAACGAAGGCGGUUGGUUUAUGACAAUUCAGCAAUCCAUAUUCUAGCCUGCGAGCGAGGAGCAAAGCGAUUCGGCGGGAGGGAGUCUGGUGUAGAGUCUUGUCUCGCGGCUUUACCGCUUUAUUUCGCGCGUGCUUGUGCUCCAACGUGAGCCCGCUCGCAGGCUAUCCAUAUUCUGUAGCACGGAUUUUGUCUAAACUACUCCUUGGGUACCCGAGCUAAGCAUUUUUUCUUUGUUAUAGGUUGGUUAUUCCAUUAAUUGAUAAAAAUGGAGAUGGUCAAAUAUCAGUCGAAGAACUUGCUGCCUGGACAGGCAGGAGUAUGAAAAAUUUUUACAAACAAGAGGCCGAGAAUCGGCUAAAGACACUGGACACGAAUAAAGACGGCAAGGUCUCUUGGGAAGAAUAUAUCAAGGGCGCUGAAAACAGAGGAGGUUUUACAGAGAAACAAAAACAGCGCCACAAAAGAAGAUUUGAUCAUGCUAACGCGAAGGAAGACGGUUUAUUAUCACGUGAUGGUUUGAUUUCUAUGUUCCAUCCUGAGGAAAAUCCAAGCAUGUUUGGAGCCAUAGUUGAAGAAUUCAUGGAAUUCGUGGAUACCGACAAAGAUGGGUUUCUAUCAUUCGAUGAGUACAAAGGUAAAACGGUAGAUACUGGCAGCACGGACCAACGGACCGCUGAAGAAUCUUUCAAAAGGCUUGAUCAAGAUAGUGAUGGAAAACUGAACAAAGAAGAGAUGAAACUUUGGUUGGCUGCCGUUAAUACUUCCUCUCAAGCAAAGAACCAAGCAAAACGGCAAGUUAGCAUGGCCGAUGAUAAUAAGGAUGGUGUUUUAGGUGAAAUGGAAAUUCUCAACCACAUAGGAGUUUUCACUGGACGCGAAGGGCUUCGGACAGGAGAAGGAGCCAAGGACGAAUUAUGAAGCUCUGAGUUUCUGUUGGGUUAUCGCGUCGCAAUGCUGUUGUCACAGAGUGCAAUGGCAGAUAAAUCGAGAAUGAUGUUUCAACAGAGAGAUACUUCAGAAUGAGCGUGAAGAAGAAGACAAAGGCAACAAACAAACAGACAGUAUAACUGCUUUAUAGCAGGCAGGUUUUUGUAUUCAGUUUGUGACAGCAAUAUUGUUAAACAGCGGCUACGAGGUAAAACAUGAGGUGAGUGACUAAUCUCGUACCCAGAUCUCACUCUGUUUGACUCUGGCCGUGGAAGAUUUGGGUUCGAGCUUAGUUAGUGACA